CAACGGUGCGGGCGAACUGAUAAUCACGCUUCUGUGGACGCGUGUGCCGUCGCAUCACUUGAGUGCCAUCGAUUUCAUCAUUUUCACGAGAUAAAAACGAUUUUUAAUAAACUCUUCACAAUGACGAAUUGAGAAGACGUCUUCCUGACGCGGGCGGUUGCAGCUUUGCCACGGUGUUGAUACAAAUAUCACCGGAGAGAAACACCAAAUCGAAAUGGAAGUAAAUUUGAACCAUAUUAUCCAAUCGAGUGUACAUGAGAUCGGCGAGAACUUCUCUUCCACUAUCGCAAUCGAUGUAAACUCAACAGCGAUAGCGGAGAUCAACUUACCUGGACCCGCGACUCGAAGACAUGUUACAGUUGUCUCACAAAUCGUUCUCACGAUUGUUUAUCUGACGGGUGUGAUGGGGAGCGUGUCCGCUCUGGUCAUUCUCUUUGUCCGGGACAAGAGAAGAAAUCGUAAACAUCUGCUGAUGCUGCGUUGUCUCGCAACGAAUGAUCUGGUGGCGUUAUUAGGAAUGUUAGUACAGAUGUAUCUUACAAUGUACGUUGACGACGCAGCGACCACGAGAUUUUUCUGCUCCCUAAGAGUCGCCUGGAGAUUCUUCGGCCUCUACAGCGGAUGCGUAGGAAUCGUAAUGGCGGUCGAAAGAUGGCUCGCACUUACAAGGCCUUUUGUAUACCAGAAGCAGGUGACGUAUCCUGUCAUCGCGCGAUGCAUGUUUCUACUUGGGACAAUCGCCGCUGUACUCAGUUUUUUACCAUUGGCUGGUUUUGGCACAUAUUACAAAAAAAAACGCUGCUCCCGUUAUAGAGAUGCCACCGAUCCCGAAGACAUCGCAUACGCUUACGUAUUCUGCUUUUUUGGGACGCUGUUGUGCCUUUCCAUCGUCUGGUGCAACCUGGCGGUCUCCAGAGCUCUUGGGAGAUUAAGUAGACGAUCGGGAGUGAUCAGAAGGAUUUCCAAGGCAUCUUCGAGAGCUAAACCACUUCUUAGCUUGACUACAGGUCCUCCGCCCCAAGUUGUUGCUACUGCCGAAGAAAGGGCAUUCGCUCGUCUGAUGGCUGGCCUAUCGAUAUCGUUCGUUGUUUGUUGGAUGCCCCAAAUGAUAUCAAUUCCCUUGGCUCAGUACUCUUUGACCCUCGAAAAAGGGAUGACGUUCAGUCGGAGGUCGAUUGCAAUAUUCAGUCAGAUCGCCGAAAUUCUCCUGUGCGUUCACUUCACCCUGGAUCCGUAUAUUUACGUGUUGAUGCGAACCCGACCGAGAUUUACUCUUUUCAAACCACUUUGUCGGGUAUGUCGAUCCGAGAGAAGUCGCUCCAGUUCAUUCACCGGAACUACGGAUCAACAGGUUAGUACCGGUGACCCGCCUACCCCCAUAACCGAAGCUCCGUCAACUCCGGUAAGCGAAGAAAUGGAACCACAAUUAACAGCGGCUGCUGUCUGAAGGGUUCAACACGCUUGUCAGAAAAGAUACGAAGAAGCCAACUUUCGAUCAUCCGGCGUGAAGAAAGCCUUUAAAGUAGAUGGCAUACAAGGGCGAUGCGCUCUUUCAAUUUUACAAUUACCAUAAGUAUAACCGAAACAAUCUCUGUGAUCUAGCGAUCAUGUAACAUAUGUAGUACGUACGUACGUACAUGGUAGUAUCAUAGUAUGUAAUCAACCCGAACUCAAAAUUAGAGGUAUCAGAAGGUUUUAACAUAAGUGGAUUACUGGGCUGCAUAUUUUAGAUAGAACAAGCUCCUAAGAGUAAUUCAUAAAGUCUUGAAUAAAAAGUGAAUGCAAUAAAAAAAAAAA
Molecule: messenger RNA, 1797 nt
Organism: Athalia rosae (coleseed sawfly)
Lineage: Eukaryota; Metazoa; Arthropoda; Insecta; Hymenoptera; Athaliidae
Product: prostaglandin D2 receptor
Biological process (GO): inflammatory response; adenylate cyclase-activating G protein-coupled receptor signaling pathway; positive regulation of cytosolic calcium ion concentration
Cellular component (GO): plasma membrane
Molecular function (GO): G protein-coupled receptor activity
Source: RefSeq, a predicted model, not a curated record